CACAUUACGGCGGAUCGCUUCAUCAAGAAGAGACUGAGCUUAAAACGAAAUACUUGCCAAAGUGAUGACCGUUUUCCCGCCGAACGAUACUAACGUGGAUUCCAGAACAGUCGACGGUGAAUUCACGAACACGAGUGUCAUCAAGAAGAUGAGCGAAUGGAACAAAGUUAUGACGGCUGAAGAGCAUCAAUUUGUGACAAAACUAGAGCAUACGCGAGAGGAACCAAGCGACAGGGAUUCGAAAGUACAAAGCCUCGACGAAGAAGAUAUUUCAUCCAACGAAUGCGAAGUGAAAUCGUCCCAAAACGAAGCGACGACGAAGACAGAGAGCUCCGAUGCCGAUACGAAACCUUCCCACUCGUAUAUAGCUUUGAUUGCCAUGGCUAUUCUGAGUAAACCAAGCAAGAAAGUUCUGCUGGGUGAUAUCUACAGCUACAUCUCAGAAAAUUUCCCUUACUAUCGAAGCAAAGACAAGAGCUGGCGAAACAGCAUUCGACACAAUCUCUCGCUAAACGAAUGCUUCAUAAAAGCUGGACGCAGCGAAAAUGGCAAAGGGAACUACUGGGCUGUGCAUCCGGCAAACGUGGAGGACUUUGCAAACGGGGAUUUUCGUAGAAGAAGAGCAAGACGCAGGGUGAGGAAGAGCCAUUCCUUGUGCACAAGAUACGGAAGCAUCCCAUAUCAACAGCACGCUUUCCUAAACUAUCGCUCGCCUGUGGACCCAUAUCUUGCACCAUCCACGUACUAUCUCACGCCGUUCAAUUUACCGAACUGUGUCCGUAAGAACAAUUUUGGAAUCGAUAGUCUUCUCUCGCCAGCAAGGGUGCCUCUAACGAGCGGACUUCAGAACCCGAUGGAGUAUACUACAUCAGCGUCGAUUUGUCAGUCGGCCAUGAUGAGGGCUGCCUACACGCAAGGUCAGUCUUUUGCGUCGGGAACUCAUCAAGCCUUAUCUUACCCGGCUAUGAUUAACGACAAUCCUAGUGAGAGUUGGCAUGAGACUUGGAAAAAACUGAAAGCGAAAUUUCAAACUUAGAACUUUGAUGAACAUUAUAUGUUAGUUGUAUUGUAGAAGAAAUAAAAGGCGUAUUUAUGAACAAAAUAUAUAUUUUAAGAGAUGAUAUCUCAAACGAUAUACGUGGGUGUCACAAUAGACUGUAAUGGUUCGUGUCUUACUUAACUACCUGCAUGCAUGAAAAAGAAGAUUUUUAACAACAAGUUUAUGACCGUCUGGUCCUUUCACGAAAGCUUCAAAGCGAAGGAUCUUCGAUUGAAAGAAAGCCGGUUUCAUUAAAAAAAAACACUUUUCAAGUAGAUCUGACAAACAACAAAGCGAUUGAAUCGCAUAUCCGCGUUGUAAUCCAAAAGCCGUGUCAUGAAUGUGCAUUUGUGACCGAAAAUUUGAACAAAAAUACCGAGGCUUUCGGUGUUAAAACACGAUACACUAAUUACCCGUCGAUAAAGAUUUUAUCGGAUGAUUCAAGAAUUGAAGAUGAUUUCCAUAAUUUGUUGCCUUGAAUCCAGUCAACGAAACAUUACUCCUGUUCAUCUGCUUUCCUUAGGAACAAAAGAAUUUAAAAACAUCGAAAAUAGAGUCGUUCAAAGAUAAAAUUAUUUCCUCACAUCUCAUUCCUAAUUACGACUGCAUCUAUAAGAACCGAUUAGAAUCUAACUGUGUACAAACUUUCACUUUUCAAAUUCAUGUUUGCAGGCUUUUGGAUUAAACGGAGAAACUUUAAUUAAAGUUUUCGUUAGUAUAUUUAUAUAAGCUGUUUGCCGCGGCAUUUUUCCUCGUUAAGAACUUGAAAUAAGACGGACGAAUGUAUAAAACCUUCAAAGGAGUGAUAUUUUCAAGAGCUUGAUUAUAAAUGAUAUCCUGUUUGCAUAAAAGCCUUGGUAAACAUAUAUAGUCAUAGAUGGCAAUCUUCACUGUAUAAACACUAACUUAAAGUAGAUUAAUCCGGCCUUGUCAUAUAUUUAUUUAGCUUAGUGUCAAAUUAAUGUUAGAAAUGCGCUUACCAAACGCUAAAACGACACACAGAGACACGCGACCAUACAGCGAUACAAAGAUUGUGGCCCGUGUUGAGAAAUAUAUCAAAAUUCGUAUCAAAAUUUUAAAAUAUAUUACAUUUGUACAAUUGUAUGAAAUAUAUAGACACGGGAUGCCGGGAAACUUCUAGACUAGAUAUAUCUAAAUGUAAUUAGUACGGAAAGUCAACACAAUAUGUUUGCUCAAAAAGUUAAGA
Molecule: messenger RNA, 2246 nt
Organism: Dendronephthya gigantea
Lineage: Eukaryota; Metazoa; Cnidaria; Anthozoa; Malacalcyonacea; Nephtheidae
Product: fork head domain-containing protein FD5-like
Exons: 1
Coding region: 65-1036 (323 amino acids)
Biological process (GO): cell differentiation; regulation of transcription by RNA polymerase II; anatomical structure morphogenesis
Molecular function (GO): DNA-binding transcription factor activity, RNA polymerase II-specific; RNA polymerase II cis-regulatory region sequence-specific DNA binding
Source: RefSeq, a predicted model, not a curated record